AUGUCCGGGCGCGGCAAGGGAGGCAAGGGCGGCGCCAAGCGCCACCGGAAGGUCCUCCGCGAUAACAUCCAGGGCAUCACCAAGCCGGCGAUCCGGCGGCUGGCGCGGCGGGGCGGCGUGAAGCGCAUCUCGGGGCUCAUCUACGAGGAGACCCGCGGCGUGCUCAAGAUCUUCCUCGAGAACGUCAUCCGCGAUGCCGUCACCUACACCGAGCACGCCCGCCGCAAGACCGUCACCGCCAUGGACGUCGUCUACGCGCUCAAGCGCCAGGGCCGCACCCUCUACGGCUUCGGCGGCUAA
Molecule: messenger RNA, 300 nt
Organism: Triticum turgidum subsp. durum (durum wheat)
Lineage: Eukaryota; Viridiplantae; Streptophyta; Magnoliopsida; Poales; Poaceae
Source: the annotation of a GenBank genome assembly